This is a messenger RNA of Drosophila ficusphila, 1139 nucleotides long. RefSeq names its product 39S ribosomal protein L28, mitochondrial (gene mRpL28). The coding region runs from base 165 to 1070 and encodes 301 amino acids. Gene Ontology annotation, molecular function: structural constituent of ribosome. The transcript has 3 exons. Gene Ontology annotation, cellular component: mitochondrial large ribosomal subunit. The record is from RefSeq and is a predicted model, not a curated record. NCBI's taxonomy places the organism in Eukaryota, Metazoa, Arthropoda, Insecta, Diptera, Drosophilidae.
ACAUGCGAACAGCUGUUUUUUCCAAAACAGGAAGAGGAAGAACGCCGUGAUAAGUUGUUGGCCUGGCCAAAUUCAGGGAAUAUAUAGUUUAAUUGCUCCUUCUAGACUGCCACAAUAGUUUUUAGUUAGUAACAACGAAUUAUUGCAAGUCGGUCCUUUGAAAAAUGGCACACGCCACACCGCAGGGCGCCAAGCUGUUGAACGGAUGGAAGCGUCCGGGCCGUUUUGACAAGGGUCUGGGGGCCCAGCUGCCCGAGGCGUACAGGAAGUUUUGGCGCGAGUGGAAGCUGACGACUCCGGCAGCCGUCCAUUACAUCCCCAAGGAACGCGAGUGGGAGCGCGAUGAGGUGACCCACGCCAUCAAGCCGGUACAAAACAUCCCGCUGCCACUGAUUGAUACACCGGAAUCGCACCAGGGCAUCUGGGGCGGCGAGGCGGUAAUCAAGGGCUUCCAGAAGCGCCAGCAGACCAAGCGUCGCGUUCCGCAUUUCUGGGUACCGAACCUGCGACGUUCGGUGGUGCACAGCCAUGUGCUGGACUCCUACAUGUCCGUAGUAGUGACCGAGCGCACGCUGGAGCAGAUCCACGAGUGUCAUGGCUUUGAUCAUUAUCUCCUCAAGAAUCGCGCCUGCGAUCUUCGUUCCGCCUUGGCUCUAAAACUAAAGCGAGAGGUGCUUCAGGCUCUGCAGAAGGGUGUUCCCGCCUUGGUCGACGAACCCGAGCGUCAAAAGGAAGUUCUUAGGGAAUAUAACCGCUACCUGGAGUCAUAUACCCCUGAGGAAAUCGAUUGGUACGGACAUACCUACCUUGAGGCCAUUCGCAAGCUACAGAAGCAGCUGCGUGAAGCGGAAAAGGUUGUCCCGCAUAAGCUGGAGUUCCGCAGCAAGCUGAUCGAUCAGCUACGCCAGGCGGGAAUACCUGAGGCAGGAAAAGUGGAAAAGUCCGAUGCACUGGCAGGAACCUCGGCCGAUCACAAGGAUUCGGACAUCGAGGCGCUAACAAAGCUGGAAUCGUCGCCCUCCUCCAGUUGGCUGUCCAAGAUUAAUCCUUUCGGCAAGAAAGAAACCUAGACCGGCUGUCCUCAAUUGUUUUUGAUUUGUGUGUUUAGCCUCAAAAGAAUAAACAGAAUUUCGAAAACA